AAGGUACGUACGUACGGGUACGUGCUUCUUACGGUACGUAUCUCCCCGGUACAUACCGUACUAUGGUACUCGUACUCGUACUCUGCGCGAAAGCAUUGGGAGCUUGCUCGCAAUGUCCGGGGGAAAGACGUCUGUCCGUGCAGAACCAAAACCCGGCGCGGUUCGCGCCAUAGUACGGUAGGUAACUACAGGUACGUGUACGAGUACGGUACCGUUAUGCGUGACAUACAAGGCGUCCACGUGAAGUCCGAUACAAUCUACCGUAGAAAGCAUCGUAUCGUAUCGUACCGUACGGUAGUUUUGUAUUGGAUGCCGUAGCAUUGCAUUGCCCGGGACCGAUCCAAGGUUUCGAACUAGAGCCGUAGUUGUGGCGCGCUAGUAUUGUAGUAACAGUUUCGUUGACACCGAAAGAAAGGCAGGAGAACCUCGGUUUUGGUUUUCGGCCGUCUGGCACCAACACACAACCGGUCGAUCCAACAACACAUACCGGUAGUUUACUUUCAUUCGCUCCAUCAAAAAACACUCGGUGCGAACGCGAACACAGACACAAACACAAGCAAGCAACAAGCAAGCAACAAGCAAGCAACUAGCCAACCAAGCCAACCAACAAGCCCAACCCAACCCAUCCCACCCACGCAAGAGCCCCACCAAGAUUCGGUUUCUCCCCUUUUCCCUCGUUUUCUCCACCCGAAGCACCGCCGAGCGCAAGAGCCUUCUCUCGUCCCUCUCGACGUCGGUCCUCCUAUUCUCCUCCUCUUCCGCCUUUCACGGAAGCGACAUUGGCAGCAGCAACAACAUCGGCAGCAGCAGCAACCACCACAACCACAACAACAACCACCACAACACCACCAUGCCCGACACGCUCCUCGUCAAGAAGCUCUCGGAGAACGCCACCCUCCCGGUCCGGGGCAGCGAGUGGUCCGCCGGCUUCGACCUGGCGGCCAGCCGGCCGCAAACCAUCCCGGCGGGCGGCCGGGGGAUCGUCCACACCGACCUGAGCAUCGCCUGCCCGCCCGGGACCUACGCCCGGAUCGCCCCCCGGUCGGGACUCGCCGUCAAGAAGGGGAUCGACUGCGGGGCCGGGGUGGUCGACGCGGACUACCGGGGGCCCGUCGGCGUCGUCCUCUUCAACCUCGGCACCGAGGACUUUCAGGUCCAAAAGGGGGACCGGAUCGCCCAGCUCAUCCUCGAGAAGAUCAGCAUGGCGGCCGUGGAGGAGGUCGCCGACCUCGACGAGACGGGGCGGGGCGCCGGCGGCUUUGGGAGCACGGGGGUCUCCGACCCACCGGCCGGCAGCCACAAAAAGCCCAAGACCGGCGAGUGAGUCGAGUGGAGUUUAGACGAGUCGAGUUUAGACGAGACGAGACGAGAAAAGUGGAAUCGACACCGGCACCAAAUUCCGCGGAGGAUUCUUGAUCGCACCGUGUCCAAACUCGGAAAGAAUUCGAACACUAACAAAUUAGUUUCACGUUACUCUAUCGUUCUUUUAUCGUUUCUUACGACUACACCUAACUCCCGUACAACCAAACGCAAUGUCUGCCUCGUUCUCUGAUAGUAUCCACCGAGCUGCGAGACCUGUAUCCGGCAACCGAAACACCCGAAGAGUUGGGACUCGGGCUGCCAUGGACGAGAUCAAUGCAGCAUUUGGUGCGAGCAGGAUUACCGACGACCUAGCAAGGAACCUGGCCGACUACAACGGUCGAAACAUCCGUCGUCCAGACGCCGUAGUGCUGAAGCACAUCGUCGAUGGCUUCGCCGACCACUUGGGACGCACCGAUGAACCCAAUUUUAGGUUUGUAAUGGACACCUUCCACGAUCUGGGAGACAGCAGCCACUACAAAGCCAAAGACGAUGGCCCCGGAUCAAAGUUCAAAGCCAGAGUGACGUGCGAUUACAACAUCAACGAUCAUGACGUAGUUUCCGAAUAUUUUGCCAUCGAUAACAUCUGCUUCGAAGCCCUUGGUGUCACCACCAAGAAAGGAGUUCCCGCGAGGAACCACGGUACCUCGUGGAUGAACAUCUAUCUAGGCAAACAAGGACAACACCAGUUCAUGAGAAAGUUCGAAGAGGAGGUUGGAUGGGGGAUCAAAGAUUCUCUGUUCACCACCGACGACGAACAGGGUUUGGUGUCGCUGCCCGUGUCUUUCGACGAGGAGGAUCCACCCGUGUGGACCAAUGUGGUGUCGCCCGAUGGAAACGGCGUUGAUACCGACGAGGAACCCGGGUUCGCGCUCGAGGAGUGGGGGACCGUGCCCGAAGUCAUCCGAGCACCCGAUCGCCGGGGAAUCUAUCUCGGCACGGGUAUCUUCACUAUGAGCUUCAGCGUGGUUGCCGAAGUGGCAACCGUACAACACCUGGAGUUUCUACGUGAUGAACGUAUGUAUACAUGUUGCAGUCCACGUGGACGCAUCUGCCUUCGUCUGGUUGGCACGAGAGUCAUUGGCAGGGAGCCCGAUGUCUUACCUCUUUUUUUGGGAAGGAAGAAACACAGCGUCAAGAUCUAAUUAUUGAUACAAUUUAGGAACUAGUCUAUGUGCACUACGCUAGGU
Pseudo-nitzschia multistriata is the source of this 2549-nucleotide messenger RNA. Lineage: Eukaryota; Bacillariophyta; Bacillariophyceae; Bacillariales; Bacillariaceae. The record is from the annotation of a GenBank genome assembly.